AUGAACAACUCUACGGUUGCAACUGAGCCAGCAAGUCCUACUUGGGAAUUCGCACACUCCUAUCCCAUUGUCACUCUCCUAAGUGUCUCCUAUGCGACUAUUUUCAUCGCAGGACUGCUCGGCAAUUUCGCAGUCAUAACUAUCGUUCUACGCAACCAUCACAUGCGGUCGGUGACUAACAUCUUCAUUUGCAAUUUAUCAGUAGCGGAUCUGCUUGUCACUGUCUUUGUGGAACCGUUAACUCUCCUCCAGAAUAUUGUCGUGGGUGCGUCGAUUAACUUGCUUUAUCUGUAUGCGGUAAAGGCAGGGGGUGUUAAGACCCAUCCACCAGAUCAGGCGUCACCUAAUUCUGUUGAUUUUAUAAUGAACCACAAACUGCGCGUUUGGCUGUAG
Messenger RNA from Echinococcus granulosus, 393 nucleotides. RefSeq names its product Neuropeptide FF receptor. The transcript has a single exon. The record is from RefSeq and is a predicted model, not a curated record. Bases 1 to 393 code for a protein of 130 amino acids. Gene Ontology annotation, cellular component: membrane. NCBI's taxonomy places the organism in Eukaryota, Metazoa, Platyhelminthes, Cestoda, Cyclophyllidea, Taeniidae. Gene Ontology annotation, biological process: G protein-coupled receptor signaling pathway. Gene Ontology annotation, molecular function: G protein-coupled receptor activity.